AUGGAGUUUACCAAUCUAAUUUUGCCUAUAACAAAGAACAUAUGUCGCACUUGCCUUAUAGAAUCAGAUACAUCAAUGUUUAUGAACAUACAAGAUUUGAUAGAACAUGAGGUGAACAAAGUUAAACUGAUUGAUAUUUUGGUUUUUUUAAAUUGUUUAGAGAACAACGAUGAAGAAAACUGGCCUCAGGGAAUAUGUGCCUCAUGCGUGUCUACGGCUUUACUUGCUUAUAAUUUUAAAUUAGACUGUCUUAAAGCAAACAGUACUUUAUCACAAAUUCUUAUGAUACAGUCACCCACAAAUUUGCAGAGAACUGAAAUUGAUUCUAUCGAUAUAAAUGUCGUAUAUCAAGACCACGAGUAUGAUGUACCGUUAUUUAGUAAUCAACCGACGUUAGAUUUCGACACCACACUCUCCACUAAUAAGGAAUUGACUCCACUGCCACCUGUAACUGAAAUAACUUCUAAAGAGCAACCAGCUAGAACUGAAGGUGAGAAAAGAUAUUCCUGUACCUUGUGUACUAAAUCUUUUACCAGACUUUAUGGUCUGAGAUACCAUAUGAACAAGCAUACAAAUGUAAAGAAGUAUCUCUGUUCUAAAUGUGGUAAAACAUUUUAUACAUCAGGAGGCUUAAACCAACAUUUGCGAUCACACAGAGAUGUGGCACAAUUCAAGUGUGGCUUCUGCCAUAAGACUUACAAAUCAAGGCAGUCACUUAAAGAGCAUUUCCGUGUGGCUCAUUCCAGUAAUCGCAAGUUAUAUGUUUGUGUUACUUGUGGAAAGCGAUUUACUGCCCGAUCAACUUUAAUGAUGCAUCAUAAGACUCAUAGUGGAGAGAAACCAUUUGCAUGUCCUAAUUGUCCAAAGAGAUUUACAAGAGCCAUAUAUUUGAGAGCACAUAGCUUGAUUCACUCUGGUCUAGAGAAGCCAAAGCCAUUUGUGUGUACUCAUGAUGGCUGUGAUCGAAGUUUUUCAAUGAAACAUUCCCUGUUGGUGCAUAUUGCACAUGCUCAUGUUGUUGAGAGACCUCAUCAGUGUGAUAUUUGUUUCAAGGGCUUUGCUACUCCAUUUGGUUUAAAGACACAUAGAGAAACUCAUCAGAAAAAGGAGGUAUCUUGCGAGGUAUGCAAUAAAAUGCUAUCAAACAAGAAGGUAUUAGAGAAACACAUGAAAUCUCAUGAUGUGGAUGCUAAUGAUAUGAUAUUAGAAACUGUAGUUGAUAAUGUUUUUUUUGACCAGGUAUAUUAG
This is a messenger RNA of Arctia plantaginis, 1248 nucleotides long. Lineage: Eukaryota; Metazoa; Arthropoda; Insecta; Lepidoptera; Erebidae. The record is from the annotation of a GenBank genome assembly.